Molecule: messenger RNA, 1591 nt
Organism: Egretta garzetta (little egret)
Lineage: Eukaryota; Metazoa; Chordata; Aves; Pelecaniformes; Ardeidae
Gene: SEPTIN8
Product: septin 8
Exons: 8
Coding region: 16-1125 (369 amino acids)
Biological process (GO): cytoskeleton-dependent cytokinesis
Cellular component (GO): septin complex; cell division site; septin ring
Molecular function (GO): GTPase activity; molecular adaptor activity; GTP binding
Source: RefSeq, a predicted model, not a curated record
GGGAAAUCCACACUAAUGAAUACCCUCUUCAAUACCACCUUUGAGACAGAGGAAGCCAGUCACUACGAGAGCGCGGUUCGCUUGCGGCCACGGACCUACGACCUGCAGGAGAGCAAUGUCCACCUGAAGCUAACAAUUGUGGAUGCGGUUGGAUUUGGGGAUCAGAUAAAUAAAGAUGAAAGUUACAGGCCGAUAGUUGAGUACAUUGAUACGCAGUUUGAAAACUAUUUGCAAGAAGAGCUGAAAAUCCGCCGCUCUCUCUUCAACUACCAUGACACGAGGAUUCACGUCUGCCUGUACUUCAUCACUCCAACCGGGCACUCGCUCAAGUCCUUGGACCUCGUGACAAUGAAGAAGCUGGAUAGCAAGGUGAACAUCAUCCCAAUUAUUGCCAAAGCAGACACCAUCUCCAAGAGCGAGUUGCACAAGUUCAAGAUAAAGAUAAUGAGCGAGCUGGUCAGCAAUGGUGUGCAGAUCUAUCAGUUCCCCACAGAUGACGAAGCAGUCGCUGAGAUCAACUCUGUGAUGAAUGCUCAUCUGCCCUUCGCUGUGGUCGGCAGCACGGAGGAGGUGAAAGUUGGGAACAAGCUGGUGAGAGCUCGGCAGUACCCAUGGGGAGUGGUGCAAGUUGAAAAUGAAAGUCACUGUGACUUUGUGAAACUGCGGGAAAUGCUGAUUCGCGUCAACAUGGAGGAUCUUCGGGAGCAGACUCACACGCGUCACUAUGAGCUCUACAGGAGGUGCAAACUGGAGGAGAUGGGCUUCAAGGACACAGAUCCAGACAGCCAACCCUUCAGCCUCCAAGAAACAUAUGAGACCAAAAGGAAAGAGUUCUUGGGUGAGCUCCAGAAGAAAGAGGAAGAAAUGAGACAAAUGUUUGUUAACAAAGUCAAGGAGACGGAGGCAGAGCUGAAGGAGAAGGAGAGAGAGCUGCAUGAGAAAUUUGAGCACUUAAAAAGGAUACACCAGGAAGAGAAAAGGAAGGUGGAGGAGAAGAGGAGGGAGCUGGAGGAAGAAAUGAACGCCUUCAACAGGCGGAAAGUAGCAAUGGAAACCUUGCAGUCCCAAUCCUUGCAGGCUACCUCACAGCAGCCGCUGAAGAAGGACAAAGACAAGAAAAAUUAAUCACACACAGACUUUCAGGCCAAGAGUGGACUUGGUGCUUUCAUGUGUUAAGUUGCUUGAGUUUCCCACCCUGUGACCCUUCUCAUAACAUUGUGUGAGUGGACCAAAGUGAAAGAGAAAAUGAGCAUCUUCGGUGGUUGCAGUGUAACGACUCGCUGUUAUCAGUACAGAAUUUAUCGGGAGGUUUUAAGGAAGUAACCUUACCAUGCACGUCUUGUUAAGCAAAGUCAACUAAUCCCUGAAGUAAGAUGUUUUGUUCUAAACCCAGUGAUUGAACAGCCAUGUAUAAAGUGACCAUAACUGUUUGUCUGAACUCAUCUUACCCACCAGCUAAAUAGUUGCUUUCUAUUUUUUUUUUUUUUUAAUUGGCUAAGGUGACUGCUUGAGACUCAUCUGCCUUCCCUUGUACACGCGUAAAUGUGAGGAGUGGUAUGAAGAAUGCUGAAACGUUUAUUUUUCUAACAAA